This is a messenger RNA of Melanotaenia boesemani (Boeseman's rainbowfish), 1223 nucleotides long. Its product is annotated as APAF1 interacting protein. The transcript has 8 exons. The coding region runs from base 104 to 841 and encodes 245 amino acids. Gene Ontology annotation, molecular function: methylthioribulose 1-phosphate dehydratase activity; metal ion binding. NCBI's taxonomy places the organism in Eukaryota, Metazoa, Chordata, Actinopteri, Atheriniformes, Melanotaeniidae. The record is from RefSeq and is a predicted model, not a curated record. Gene Ontology annotation, cellular component: cytoplasm.
CUGAUGACGCACCACGUUUAGCCGUCGCAAGUUGUCGACGUUAUGCUAGUAGCAACGAACUGUUUGUCGCAUGUUUUUAAAGUGAUUUAACACAUUAAGUGCGAUGUCAGCUUUGUGUGGCACCAGCAAUGACUGCCAAGAUGCAGGUCAGGAGGCCACAGAAAAUCAGGCGAAGGAACAUCCUCGUGUCCUCAUUCCUGAGUUAUGUCGGCUGUUCUACCAGCUGGGAUGGGUGACGGGGACGGGAGGUGGGAUCAGCCUGAGACGAGGAGACCAGAUUUUCAUAGCACCAUCCGGAGUCCAGAAAGAGAGAAUACAGCCAGAAGAUAUGUUUGUGUGUGACGUGGAGGAGAAAGACAUCAGCUGUCCACCUGCCUGGAAGAAGUUAAAGAAGAGCCAGUGUACACCACUUUUUAUGAACGCCUACACAAUGAGAGAGGCACAGGCAGUUAUACACACCCACUCCAAGGCUGCUGUCAUGGCAACACUGCUGUAUCCUGGCAAAGAGUUCAGGAUCACACAUCAGGAGAUGAUCAAGGGGAUUCGUAAAGGAACCUCAGGCUCAAACUAUCGGUAUGAUGACAUGUUAGUGGUACCUAUUAUUGAAAACACACCAGAGGAGAAGGACUUGAAAGACCGGAUGGCUCAUGCAAUGGAGGAAUACCCUGAUUCGUGUGCGGUUCUUGUCCGCCGACAUGGCGUCUAUGUUUGGGGCGAGUCAUGGGAAAAAGCAAAAACGAUGUGUGAAUGCUACGACUACCUGUUUGAUAUCGCAGUCCAGAUGAAGCAGUGUGGAUUGGACCCUUCAGCCCUUCCAUUUGAAGAAAAGGGAAUAGUCUGACAUUCAGUGGUGCUUAUUGUGAAGAGACAUUUGUUGCAGAAAGGUUAGUUGAGUUCAAUCAGGAGAGCAGAUUGUAAUCAUUUACCUUUCACAGCAGCCGGCUUCAAAAUUGAUGAAAUUUGAUGGUAAGGGCAGAUUCAGGGUUGAAGAUCAAAUGCCUGUAAUCUGGAAGUACCUGGAGGUACACCAUAAAGCACCUGAGGACAACUCACAAGAGAGUAGCUGUCAAACCAAUGUCUCCAGGUUCAAAUGCUUUACUGUUCAAGACUGACUGCACAGGAAUCAAGGUUUUGGUGCAUGUCAGAGGAGGAAAACAUGAAUCUCUCUUGAUCUUAAAUAUGUCCUGUCCUUUGCCUCAGUGAAUAAAAAAUUAUUUGAUGUU